Molecule: messenger RNA, 420 nt
Organism: Microthlaspi erraticum
Lineage: Eukaryota; Viridiplantae; Streptophyta; Magnoliopsida; Brassicales; Brassicaceae
Source: the annotation of a GenBank genome assembly
AUGGACCAAUCACGUGCAGCUACCCAGCAGCUUAGAAAAUGGACCAAUGGAAGGUGCCAUUGUCAUGGAAGGAUAGGGAUUGGUCCAAGCUGCUGGAGGAAUGUCUUCACGCCAUUGGUUGCAUGUAAAGGAGAGGUGUCACGUCCUGAAGCAAGGAGAUGCCACCACCAGCUUCCCUCCAAGCCUAUAAAUAGGAGCCUUGGCCUCAUUUCCAAACCACACCAAAAUCAGAAAGAAAGAGAGAGAAAUAGAGAGAGAAAUAGAGUGAGAGGGAGGACGCCCAGAAGAAGAAGAAAGAGGAGGAGGAGGAGAAGAAGAAGAAAGAGAAGAAGAAGAAGAAGAAGAGAGGGAGCGUUCGGGCAGAAGCUUAGGGCAAGCCGGCGGUUUAGCGGUAAACCCAGAGUAGUAAACCUAGGCUAG